Molecule: messenger RNA, 4721 nt
Organism: Brienomyrus brachyistius
Lineage: Eukaryota; Metazoa; Chordata; Actinopteri; Osteoglossiformes; Mormyridae
Product: transcriptional coactivator YAP1-like
Exons: 9
Coding region: 1206-2564 (452 amino acids)
Biological process (GO): positive regulation of transcription by RNA polymerase II; hippo signaling
Cellular component (GO): nucleus; cytoplasm
Molecular function (GO): transcription coactivator activity; protein binding; transcription corepressor activity
Source: RefSeq, a predicted model, not a curated record
UGUUUUUUUUUUAUGUCACACUUACAUAGUAUUAAAUAUGUGUAGGCUAAUAAUAAUAGAGCACGUGAUCUAGGUCUGGUUUUCGAGUGUUUAUUUUGUCCAUUGUAGGUAAAUUCUAGAUUUCCAGAAUGUUUAUUGUCCAGACCCGUAUUGCACCAAAAUUAACUAUUUAAUGAGAAAUAUUCUCUGAUUAUGAGGAGUGAUGGCCGCAAUCCGUGUGGCGCCCGUCCAAGCGUCACUGCCGGCUGCCUCCAAACUGUUGGUAAAACUUGUGUACCUCGGGAGAAGGGGGCCUUUGGUGCGUGCUUAGAAGAUGCCAUCCUGGCCGGGUGCCGGUCUUGCCCUUGUCAGGAGCGGGCACUAAUUAUCCACAUUGUUUUUUUGCUUGUUGUGGACAAAUGUUUUCACAUGCGACAGAACUGCAUACGUGUUUUAGCACUUACAAGACGCAACAAGUCGGAAUUACAUAUAUCUGCGUCCUAUUCUGAUAUCCUGGGUGUUCAGAGGUUUCUGUGGGUCUUCAGGAAAUUCUGGAUUAUUUACAUGUCUACCAGCAUGCCAGGAUAGGAGAUGGAACCAGAUUCUUCUCCCUAAAAACAGCAAUCUUGCGAAAGUUUCAGGUUCUAACACAAAUGGGAAUCUUGCCGCUUUAAGCUCCCCUUCCCUCUCCGAAUAACGACACAAAGCUCCGCCUGCUCUGAGUCAAGGAUCACAUGAGUCAUAAAAGUUUGAUGUCCCAGCGAAAGUUUAGAACAAAGUGUAACAAAACUUAGCAUGAUGGAAAAGCGCUGAUUUGCUAUGCAUGGAAAAGUAGGCCGAUCUCGUGGAAGGAAAUUUGAGCGUGUCUGAGACUGGGAAAAUAGAUUUUAAAAUGUAAGUUUAUUUAUAGUUAAUAAACAUGCUUUAAAGCUAGUUUUAUUCGCUUGUAGUUGUAUUUUUAUAGCCUAUUGCACGAAAUAAACACGACCGUUAUUGCAGAUGUAAAUUGCUUCUUUGUGACGUUCCUUUUAGGCAGUAAAAAAAAGUAUAAGUUUGUUUAUAUUAUAUAACCACCGAAACAAUCAAGAAAAAAGAAAAAUCAAGGAUUUUGGGAGAAUUUUUGUAUGUUCUACUUGAGUUUUGUGUUUUACAUUCAGUGCGUCAGCUUCCGAAAUAUCUGGAUUGUCUUUUAAUCUUUUUCGCACGGAAUAAUUCUUUCGGAGACGAUGGAUCCGAGCCAACAUAACCCUCCUGCCGGUCAUCAAAUCGUCCACGUCCGGGGCGAUUCCGAGACCGAUUUGGAAGCGCUUUUCAAUGCUGUAAUGAACCCGAAAAAUGCGAGUGUCCCCCCUACGUUACCCAUGAGGAUGAGAAAGCUUCCAGAGUCCUUCUUCAAACAGCCAGAUCCAAAGUCUCACUCCAGACAAGUGAGCACAGACGCCGGCACCUCUGGCGCUCUCACGCCACAGCACGUACGGGCACACUCUUCCCCAGCAUCGCUCCAGCUUGGCUCCCUGUCUCCUGCAGCCUUGGCUGGCACUGCACCACCUGCCUCCACCUCACAGCACCAUCGCCAAUCCUCCUAUGAAAUCCCAGAUGAUGUACCUCUCCCGCCAGGGUGGGAGAUGGCGAAGACCUCCUCCGGACAGCGUUAUUUUCUGAACCACUUGGAUAAAACGACCACCUGGCAGGACCCUCGAAAGGCAAUGUUACAGAUAAACCAGGCCGCUCCUUUGCCCGCCGUGAGCUCAGCGACCGAUGGUGCUGUCUCUUCAAAAAAGGGUAUGAAGCAACAAAGCAACGGCAUCAUCAAGUGGGGGCCGCUUCCUGAGGGUUGGGAACAGGCUAUUACCCCAGAGGGAGAGAUAUAUUACAUCAACCACCAAAACAAGAGCACUUCCUGGUUGGACCCACGACUUGACUCGCGAAUCGUGCUGAGCUCACAGAGGAUUGGCCAGAGCACCCCCGAGAAGCCAACCAGCAAGAGUCAGAGCAAUGGGAUGAGUCAGGUGAGGAUUCAGCAGAUGCAGAUCGAGAAGGAGAGACUGAGGCAUGAACACCAAGAACUGCUGCGUCAGGCACAGACCCAGGAACCUUCAACACUGAGGAACCAGAACCAUCUUGUAGCGAGCCUGGAGCAGGACAGCAGCGCGCCAAAUGUAGGUUCCUACUCAGGCAUGUCGCAGGACGCUAGGACCAUGACCACUAACGGCUCGGAUCCAUUUCUUAACAGUGGCACCUACCACUCCAGGGAUGAGAGCACAGACAGUGGUUUGAGCGUGAGCAGUUACAGUGUCCCCCGCACCCCGGACGACUUCCUCAACAGCGUGGAAGAGAUGGAGACAGGUGACUCUGUUGCUGUAACUCCCACGGCAUCACAACAGAGUGGUUUCCCCGACUAUCUGGACGUCAUCCCUGGCACCAGCGUGGAUUUCGGCACCCUGGAGAGUGAGAGCAUGGCGAUGGAGAGCGAAGAGCUCAUGCCCAGCCUGCAGGAGGCGCUCAGCUCUGACAUACUUAAUGACAUGGAGUCCGUGCUGGCUGCCACCAAGUGCGAUAAGGAGAGCUUCCUAACAUGGCUAUAGAGAGAGAGAGGUAUGAGCUGGUCUCCAGUUCCCCGCAUCCAUUUAUGGCUAAACCCGCAUCUUCACCAGAUUGCUGCCACAGCACCUCUGAAGAGCGUGCAGUCCUCCCCCACCCCAUGCCCUAUCACCCGAAGACAUUUUGCAUUUUCAGUUGAAAGCAAAUUAUAGGAAAAACAGAAACAUAACUGCAGAUCAACUGUGGGGUGAGGAUCAUAUGUGUGCUUGUUUACUCACCUUAGAUAAUAUUAAGUUCUACAGAACACAAACUUUUACUUAAUCUCCUUUCAUAUAUAUAUAUAUUUUAAAAAAAUAUUUCUCUGUCUACUGCCAGAGAGUUUAGUUGGGAUAUAGUCUUUGGGGUUUUUAUUACGUCUGCUGCAGCAGUUCCCAUGUCUCAUGUCAUUGCUUAUUAAUGAUAUACAAUCAUAUUCCUGUUGCAUUUUUAAAAUGCGAUGAUUUCUGUGACUUCUGUGACUGGAAUACUGACUCUUACUAUGAAGCCCUCAUUUAUUCUUCAGACAUUUUAUGUUCAUCUCAUUUUGCUCCAUUAUCUCUGUAAAUUUUGCAUGUUACUUAAUGUUUAACGUCAUUUUCUCCUAAAAGAAUUUUAUUAUUAUUUUUGCAAAUCUUUUGUCUGUUCUCGUCUCAUUCACCUUUCCGUAUUUAGCAUGUUCAUUGACUGGUGGGUAGAUAUUGGUGGAUGUCUUUAAAACCUCUGUCUGGCCACCUGCUGCUCUCCAGAGGUCUGUCACUUAUUGCUACCUUAGCCCCAUGUUUUUGACAAAUAAAACAGACUUUCAGGUUUUCUUUUAUGGUGAGGAAAUAGGUGAAAAGAGCUUUAUUUGCUCAGUGAAAUUGUAUUCACAUGGCUGUGCAGAUGUGCGCAAUUCUGUAUUCAGAGAAAGACUAUGCAGGAGGUCCGUGACAUGCCUGUGGGUUUGACAAAGUAGAGAAUUGAAAUAUGAUAUAAUGGUUAGUUAGCGAGCUUCGAUGUUAGUUCUAUAACAACAUAUUAUCCUCAGGAUUUUUAUCUUGCUUUCCAAAGACUGUUUUAUUUUCCAUAGUGAAAUAGAACAACAACAAAUAUUUAUUGAUCUCAUAAGCUAACAAAUCAAUGUUCGGAUUUGUCUCUGUUGAAGCACAGAUCGUGUACUUCAUGGCUAGCACUCUAUGUCGGUAGCGUUAUAUGAACUUUUCUGUUAAGAUGGCUGCAAUCAGUGUUUAAGUGUUUAGAGUCUGGAUAUAGUGUUAUAAAUGCACCAUCCAUUCCUGUGUUUACAUUCCUGACUUUUAAGGUGUAACGCUUUCUGUAUGUUAAAAAUUGCUAAGAAUAAUACUAAGAAUACUAAUUACAGUUGGAUGUUUACAAGGUGACAACGCUAAUUGCUGUCAGUACCUGGUGCAGUUUCCUCAAAGCCAGGCAUAGUAUGAAUAAACCAUUUGUCAUACUUAAUUGGAUGCAAAACAGCAGAAUCCCAUUUAAUGUAUGACUGUUUUUUAAAGUAUUGCACAUUUUGGAUUUUAUAAGAAAUUAAAUAUAUCCACAGCUGCCAAGGUGAAACGCAACAAACAUUCUACAUUAAGACUAUGAAUUUUCUACUUCUCAAUUAUUGUUGACUUUAGUUGGGGGGAAAUGGAGUUAAACAAUGUUACUACAAAUUUAUCUUUUAAUUUUCUUUGGUACAGUGCUGGUUUUGCACAUUUCCAGAAAACAUUCACUUAAUUGUGUUUUUUUUUUAUGAAAGCAUGCUUCUAUAAAUAGUAGUGAUAUUUACCAAAUAUACUAUGGAUUUUGUAUUUAAUGGAAACAGUAAUUGUAUGUUGAUGUUAUAGUGUCACUCUGUAGACGGAAAACAAGUUUACUCACAACAUGGGUCCGUUUAAUUAUGUAAAACUCAUGGGUGGGGUACUUUGUUGGUAACGUUUGAUGGAAUUUUGAGGGAGUACUUCAUUAUAUUGAGGGAGUACUUCAUUAUAUUGAGGGAGUACUUCAUUAUAUUGAGGGAGUACUUCAUUGUCAUAGGCCAAAGGGAACAAAUUUUGUUGGACCUGUUCCCUUUUCUGCUAAUAGGAAGAUUUUUUUUAUUAUUAAUGUCGUCUCUAGAACCUUCUUCUAAUAAGAUUGAAAAGUUUUUAAUAAAUCUUUGUUAAAAUACA